Messenger RNA from Cuscuta campestris, 1131 nucleotides. NCBI's taxonomy places the organism in Eukaryota, Viridiplantae, Streptophyta, Magnoliopsida, Solanales, Convolvulaceae. The record is from the annotation of a GenBank genome assembly.
CUAUAUUUGGGCUAGUGUUUGGUUUAAACCUCCGUCAACAAGUAGCCAUUUGUUGAAGUUGCAGAAAUUGUUCACCGGAUCCGUAUUUCCGGCGAAACUCUUUCUUACUUUUGCCUUCUCAUCGUCGCCAACACUGUUCACGCCACUUUUUCAUCAGAUCCGAGCUAGGAAACAAAAUGGUUUACCAGUAAGGAGCUGUCGCUGCCUUCAAAACCAACUCAGUCUCUUCAAGAUCCCGAAAUUCUAUCGAAAUCGCUGUCGUUUGGAACUCCUACCCAAUUUCAGAAUAAGAAACAGGAGGGUGAAUAUAGAGAGGUAACUUCUGUCUCUCGCCAUGUACAAGCAGUCACCGGGUGGCAGGAGCAACAGAUCAAGAGGAUUCAAAGUCAAGCAUGCUCUUCAAAUCUGUGCAUUACUUGCUCUCUGCUUUUGGUUGAUUUACAAAGCCAAACAACCCCGCGAAGAAAACACACAAUUUGAAGGGAAAAAAGACCCGGUUUCGUUGCAAAAGACAGUAAACACAAAAAACCAAGUUCCAAAAUUAGGAAGAAAACACCUUCCCCAGUCCGAUGACAGUAACGGGAAACAUGACAAUGAAGUGGGAGAUGAAGUGUUGUCGGAUGACGAAAAGGAGAAAAUCGAGAACGAAGCACAAGAGAAACUGUACAAAGCCGAUGACGCUUCGAGCGCAGUAACUCACGAGACACAAAUAGUUACCGUGGACGAAGUGGAUGCCAAUUUCACGUCGGGAGGUAAAAUUUCUGAGGAGGGCUCUGACAUGGCAAAGCUAAGCAAAGGUUCUUCCUUGGCUGUGAAGAACAUUCCAUCGCCCGAUUCCUUAACCGAAUCUAACCCGACAGUGUCCGAGAAAACCGUACAGGGUCGUCCUAGGUUUGCAACGCAGGACGACAGAUGGUCUUCGAUAACGGGUGACGAAACGGGCAGUGCAGAUGAAGGGGGUGAGCGUGGGGGUGAAGUUCAUCAAGAUCUUAUUGUUGACUCCUCUGAUUCUUCAUUUCCCUUAGAAGGGAAAGAUGCAGAAAUUCAUACGGAAGGGAGUAACGGGGAAGAUACUGUGGCAAAAUGAUACUGUGUAAUAACAGUCUAUGAAGAAGUCUGAGCUAUACUAUU